This is a messenger RNA of Oncorhynchus mykiss (rainbow trout), 2830 nucleotides long. RefSeq lists its product as uncharacterized. Gene Ontology annotation, biological process: regulation of immune system process; regulation of cytokine production; negative regulation of transcription by RNA polymerase II. NCBI's taxonomy places the organism in Eukaryota, Metazoa, Chordata, Actinopteri, Salmoniformes, Salmonidae. Gene Ontology annotation, cellular component: nucleoplasm. Gene Ontology annotation, molecular function: DNA-binding transcription repressor activity, RNA polymerase II-specific; RNA polymerase II cis-regulatory region sequence-specific DNA binding. The record is from RefSeq and is a predicted model, not a curated record.
CUUCCUGAAAAACAGGAACCGGAAUCAGCGGAGGAUUGUGGGAAAUAGCAGCACCAUCAUCUGGAAUACAUUUUCUUCCUCUGGCGCAAACAAAUAUAGCUGACAAAAACACAAAGAAACCUCGACUUUCAUACCUCUCAAAAUGUCAAAACUGGCGUUGUUCAAUGUGUAUAUUACUGAACGGCUAACAGCGGCGGCUGUAGAGAUAGCUGGAGUAGUAGAGAGAACAGUAACUGAGUACCAGGAGGAAAUCUCUCGUUCAAAGGAGGAGAACGAACGUCUUCGACGUCUGCUGGAUUUCAAACCGCACAGAACAGACCCCCAGCAGCUUACUCUCCCAGUCUCUGAAGAAGAGGUUCCCCCUGAGCGGCAGUGCUGUGAGCAGAAGUGGAGCCCCAGUCUGGAGAAGGACCCAGAGCCCACACAGAUUAAAGAUGAACAAGAGGAAAUCAGGACCAAUCAGGAGGAAGAGCAGCUUGAAGGGCUGGAGUCUGAUACCAAAGACUCCAUAUUCACCGUCUGUGAGGAAAGUGACUGUGAUCCGAUGGAUUUCUCGAGCCAAAUUUCCGAGAGCAGAGAGGGGGAUGUGUUAUGUGUCCGCAUUCCUCAAGAGAUCAAAACCGAGCCUGAUGGAGAGCUCUACACGGUAUCAGAAGCAACCAGUGCCUCACACUCCCUCUCAGAAGGAUAUCCAGGCUGUUCGGCAGCUCACAGUGAAAACAGUGGAAGUGGCAAUGAGGUGGAGAGUGACGGACUACCGUCAGGAUCAAAGGCACUGAAAUCACCCAGAAAACAAGCAAAGAAAAGACUAAGCUCCCAUACCUCUGCUGGAAGCGGGGUGACCACAAAUGCUGCUCCUCCUUAUUGUUGCAAGCUGUGUGGAAGUACAUUUGUGUACAUUGGUCCUUUAGUUAAUCAUGUGAAAAAUGUGCACACAAAGCUUACUGCAGAAUACCGUUGUGGUGUGUGUGAAGAAGUCUUUGAGUCCAUAGCAAGUCUGACAGAGCACCUGCAAACCCACAUUAAAGCAACACGCACUUGUAAUGUUUGUGGCAAAUGCUUCCCUAGUGAUUCUAGUAUGAGAACACACAUGGUAACGCACACAGGAGAGAAACAGUAUCAAUGCAAAGAAUGUGGAAAAUGUUUCAAAAAUAAGGGCUAUAUGCACUUGCAUAUGAGGCGUCACACAGGGGAGACACCAUUUUGGUGCAAAGAUUGUGGCGAAAGUUUCACUUGUAAGGGAUACUUGAAAACGCAUAUGAAGUUCCACACAAGUGAGGACCCAGAGCCCACACUGAUUAAAGAUAAACCACAGGAACUUGGGACCAGACGGGAGGAAGAGCAGCUUGAAGGGCUGGAGUCUGAUACCAAAGACUCCAUAUUCACCGUCUGUGAGGAAAGUGACUGUGAUCCGAUGGAUUUCUCGAGCCAAAUUUCCGAGAGCAGAGAGGGGGAUGUGUUAUGUGUCCGCAUUCCUCAAGAGAUCAAAACCGAGCCUGAUGGAGAGCUCUACACGGUAUCAGAAGCAACCAGUGCCUCACGCGCCCUCUCAGAAGGAUAUCCAGGCUGUUCGGCAGCUCACAGUGAAAACAGUGGAAGUGGCAAUGAGGUGGAGAGCGAGGGACUACCGUCAGGAUCAAAGGCACUGAAAUCACCCAGAAAAUGGGCAAGCACCCAUAACCGUGCUAGAGGCAAGGUGACCACAAAUGCUUCUCCUUAUUGUUGCAAGUUGUGUGGAAGUACAUUUGUGUACAUUGGUCCUUUAGUUAAUCAUGUGAAAAAUGUGCACACAAAACAUACGAAAAUGUGUGGUGUGUGUGAGGAGGUAUUCGAGUCCAUAGCAAGUCUGACAGAGCACCUCCAAUCCCACAUUAAAGCAACACGCACUUGUAAUGUUUGUGGCAAAUGCUUCCCCAGUGAUGCUAAUCUGAGAACACACAUGGUGUCUCACACAGGAGAGAAACUAUAUCAAUGUAAGGAAUGUGGGAAAAGUUUCAAAACUAAGGCAUAUAUGAAAUUGCAUAUGAGACUUCACACGGGGGAGAAACCAUUUCAGUGCAAAGAAUGUGGAGAAAGUUUCACUUGUAAUGGAUACUUGAGAGCACAUAUGAAGUUCCACACAGGAGAGAAAUCAUAUCGGUGUAAGGACUGUGGGCAAGACUUCGACCAGAAGGAACAACUGGAAACGCACAUGUGGACUCACCAAGGUCAGAAACCACAUGGUUGCAAACAGUGUCCGAAAAGCUUCAAGCGCAAGGAAGAACUGACCAGACACACAGCGGUUCACACGGGAGAGAGACCUUUCAAGUGCACUGUGUGUGGACAUUGCUUUGCCACCCCAGGCAACCUGACACAACACCUGACCACUCACUCCGGAGAGAAACCGUAUCACUGCAAACUGUGCAACAGAUGUUUUAGAAACAAUCCACUACUUAAAAGUCACCUGAGGAACCGUCACAAAUGUUAUGACCGUGCCAUAUUGGCAGAAGAUGACUUAAGUUCCUCCGUGUGAUGUGGGAGUGCCCUGUAGUUAAAUGCUUCUAGGACAAAGUUACAACAUUGAUGUUGGCUCUUACAUGAAUGUCACCUCACUGUCUCCCAUUUUAACCAGUAGAUACAGAUACUAUUAGGAGUUUUAACAUCAGAAUUAUCGACAGUGAGAAUGAAUGGUGCUGGUCAAGGAACAACUGAGACCUGGGCAAAUAUACAUGACUCUGUAAAGAAUAAUCUCAGCUAAAGCCCAACACAUAGAUACAUACAUACAUACAUACAUACAUACAUACAUACAUACAUACAUACAUACAGUGCCUUGCGAAAGUAUUAGCCCCCC